AUGCUCUCACGCGGAAAGUCCAAGGAGCGGGCGUCGACGCGGAAGGUCACGCCUCCGUCGCCCAGCUACAUGUCAAACGAUCAGUUCGCUUCAUACCUGGCCGAUCUCAGGAAUAACCGCAUAAGCCGCCCCGGCGGCGCCAGACCACAGCCAAACCUUGGGCGCCGCGACUCUGGUCGGCCCUCCAUGACCAGCAACCGGUCUUCUCUUGGUGGUGCCGUAUCCCCCUCGGAGACCUCGUCAGUUAUUCGCCCGCCAAAAAGCCAAUCUCCAGUACCGCAGAGCCAGUCACCCGUACCAAAAAGCCGAUCCCCAGCACCAUACUCGGUCGGCAGGCCAUCCCUUGCCGGCAGCAUCUCCUCCCGAUACUCUGGCAUGAGCAUAAGCACCAGGGGCCGAGACUACUACCCCGAGAAGCCGACCAGCCCGCCUUUGAAGCCUUCCGUGGUUGUUCCGAGUGCGACGUACAUUGAGCGCGGCCAGAGGUGGAUGGAGAAGGAAGAGGCCUUCUCGCUCAAACAGGCUAUGGACGACAUGAGUCUGCAGGAGCAGAACGAGGACGACAAGGGCAAGGAUAAAGAGAUGGACGAGGACGAGAAGCGCCUGCACGAGGCCGCCCUGACAGAGGCGGCCGAGCUCGUGUGGAAGCACGAGAACGGGGUCAAACCGCCCGAGCCUGGCGCGCCAUACCGCUACAAGCCCCAUAUGCGCAAGAACAGCUACGCAUAUGCAAGAACUGCAAGCGCCGGACUCUAUGGCGCCGACAUCGAACCGACCGGCCUUGGUAGGAACAUGGGCUCGCGGUCUGUCUCGGGAAGCUCUACCUCCAGUGCUGGCUCUGCCCACGGGCGUGCGUCACCACCCGUGGCCGCAAGCAACACCACGGUUGUCAGCGCCGGCAAGCGCGGUCGCUCAAGCCUCGACAGGUCACGGGAGAGCUCGAUGGACUUGGAUCGGUCCAAGGGCUACCGCGGGCUUGCUGCAGGCCCUAGGCCUAUGGCAAUCAAGCCGCCCUCGAGCCGCCGCCGAACUAGCCUUAAGAGGAAUAUCAGCGGCGAAGUCGAGCGUCCAUUUUCUGGGGAUCAGAUAUGGGAAGAGCCCGAGGGCUCGACGCCCGCCAAGAAGGCAGCGGCAGCGGCCUCGGAGACAGACGGCAGCGAGCCUCUGCAGAACAAGCCUAAGAAUCCACUCAACCGCGUCUCGUUCAUUCCCGAGGCUCCCGCCAAAUCAAAGACCCCCGAGCCGACCCAGCAAGCACCUGAGCAAACGCCGCAAUCCGCCGUAUCCAGACUCCUCUCGAGGAUCGAGAUACACAGGAAUCCGCCGUCCCAAUCCCGCAACCCUCAGUACACCACAAACACGGGUUCCAGCUCCGACAACACCACUCCGCCGGCUCCCAAGGAGGAAGUGCCUAGGAAGAACGGCGUUGAGGUCAGGGGAGACGACAUACGAGAAGCCACAAGCAUGAAGCUCAAGGACCGCAGCCAGAAACUGCCGACCCCGUCCUUCGUCAGUAACACGCCCGGACGGCCCAUCGUAAGCUUUGACGCAAAUUGGAAGGCCCCCGACAAGGCGGCGACUGAUGAGAAGCCAGACCCCAGAAUGCGCAGCCCCUUCUUCCGCAACCGCGAGGCCAGCAAACCCCAAGGAGAGCAAGCGGCACCACAACAGCAAAGCCCGGCCGUCUCUGCUGUCCCAGCUGUGGCGGCUGAUCUCCCGGCGCCACCGGCGCCAACACCGCGCCGUGAGCUCCCGACCCCACCACUUCAGAUGAAUGACUCUGGCGCUCGCCCGUCAUCCUCCGUCCCCGGCGUCACCGUUUCUGAGUCUCCAUCUCCAUCUAGGCAUCCUAGAUUCGUGCCCUCGGCGGCCACACCUUCUCCGCCGGUGCCCUCGGUGUCAGCCUCCUCCGCUUCGGUUCCCUCUUUCUCGGUCUCGUCUCCGUCGAUAUCGGUCUCUGCGCCUUCCAUAUCUGUAUCGGCGCCCUCUAUCUCCGUCUCAGCGCCCUCAAUAUCUGUCUCGGGCCCCUCGGCCUCAAUACCUGUCAUCGUGACACCCAAUGACCCGAGUGAUGGCCCCAGCGUGCCAGUCAUCGUCACGCCGGACGAGCCACCCUCUACCGCAACCCCGUCGGCCCGACCGCUCCCCACCCCGGUGAGGGGGCCUGUUGGUCAAGUGCGACAAGCCAUGGCUCGCUCGCGAGGCCACUGGUCCCCAGCGCCAGCUCCUGUAGGAAGCCGCGCCACCGCGCGCUGCCACGAAUGCAGACUGCCGAUCGAAGGGCGCUUCGUGGCCCUGAGGGGCUCCAACGAGAGGUUCCACCCGCAUUGCUUCUCGUGCUACACCUGCGGCACGUCCCUGGAGGCGCUCGAGAUCAGCCCCGAGCCGGAGCCGGCCAGGGACGCUCGACUGAACCGCAUCCGGAGGCGGGCGGCGGGCGAGCUGCUCGACGAGGCCCCCGGCCAGACCAUGGCCGAGGACGGCGACGAGCGGCUGCGCUUCUUCUGCCAUCUCGACUGGCACGAGCAGUUCGCGCCGCGGUGCAAGCACUGCACCACCCCAAUUAUCGGCGAGCACAUUGUGGCGCUCGGGGGGCACUGGCACAUUGGCCACUUCUUCUGCGCCGAGUGCGGCGACCCCUUCCAGCACGGCGCCACCCACAUCGAGAAGGACGGCUACGCCUGGUGCGCCGGCUGCCAGGCCAAGCAGACGGAGCGCCGCGCCCCAAAGUGCCGCCGCUGCAAGGGCGCCGUCAUCGGCCAGUACGUGCGCGCCCUCGGCGCUGAGUGGCACGACGAGUGCUUCCGCUGCGCCACGUGCGGCGGCGGCUUCGACGACGGCCAGGUCUUCCCUCGCGAGGCCGCCGACGGCCUCAUCGAGAUUCUCUGCACGCCCUGCCGGGCUCGCGAGCUCAAGGCUUGAUCGGCACCGACAUUCGGGCUGGCAUGAAGAUGUCUUGCUACGUCCAGCCCCUCUGUGCCGCGGUUUCUCUUCUUCCACUCCCACUUUUUUUUCUUGGACCCCCCUCCCUAUUUUCCACUCCUUGAUGCCUUUCCCGACCACGAACGACAAUGACGACAAACAACAACAGCGUUCACUUUGUUUGCAUCUGGUUGCAUUUCACGUGAUUCCUCUAGGUUUUCUAGAGACCUUCUUGUUUUUGGUGCUCUUUUUUUGCAUUUGGGUUGCCUGGAGGCGGCAAACCUCAGCCUGCUGCUGCUUGUUUACAAAAACGCAUUUAAUAGAGAGAAUUGAUACGAGACUGCACCUCGGUAUCUUGACUGUGUGACGCUUGAAUGAGUAAGCAUACGCCCUCCAUGACGACCCUCAACGUAUCGACCCGUCAGCCUCGUC
Messenger RNA from Gaeumannomyces tritici R3-111a-1, 3354 nucleotides. Its product is annotated as paxillin. NCBI's taxonomy places the organism in Eukaryota, Fungi, Ascomycota, Sordariomycetes, Magnaporthales, Magnaporthaceae. Bases 1 to 2922 code for a protein of 973 amino acids. Gene Ontology annotation, cellular component: Z disc; nucleus. The record is from RefSeq and is a predicted model, not a curated record. Gene Ontology annotation, molecular function: transcription coregulator activity. The transcript has 2 exons.